CGGACUUCUGCAAGCCAUACAAAUGGUCGAAGAGUUGAGCCGAUUGCAUGCUUGCCGCCUUGGGCUGUUCACAUAUGGCCCUACAGGGUCUUCCACUCUGGCUGAUGCAGCAAGUUGUUUGCCAUGCUUCCUAUCUUCGCCGACAGCUCCGAUAACCCCACCGGAGAUGGAGUCAUAGCUGUCAUAGGUUACCGCAGAGGGUAAUGAUUCCUUGGGAUGCUUCUCCAGCUUUGACCCAGCGUCUUCUGGACGGUGGAGCUGCUCAUCCCCCAGUGACGUAGGGCCUGGGCCAUGGCUCUCCGGUCCCUCAUUCAUAUUGCGGUUCCCAAAUCUCACUUCAACUGUGCUAUCUUCAUUCAUGUUUCCUCAUAAUACCUCUCUCUGUACUAGACACCUUAUCUUCUUCUACUGCCCCCGUAUCUCACACUUCCCAACCAUACCACUCCUCACUCAGCGCUGCGCGUUACGAAUACGACCUCGCAGGCGAUCAUGACCGAUUUCAAAUUUGCAAACUCUUCCGAGAAGGUCCCUGGUGACGGGAACCUGCCCUCCGAAUUCUCCAUCAAAGCGAGCCCCUCAACCGAUAUCUGGGCGAAGCCUCCUUCCACAGAAUCGUUCAACGCACCCAUCCUAUACCGGAGUGUCCCAGUGAAGUCAUUCAAACGGGCUAGGGUUGCUUUCAAUGCUCUCUGGAAAGACAAGUACGACCAGGGAGGCGUGAUCCUGGUUCUCAAUGGCGUUGACGGAACCCGGAAAUGGGUCAAGUCCGGUAUUGAGCUUGCCAACGGCAGGCCGCACCUGAGCAUCGUCGCCAAGGAUCGUUGGGCGGACUGGAGUCUGCAACCCGUACCGUCAGGUGGCGGAGCAGCUACCUUGGAGAUUGUCCGAGAGUCGGAUAACAGCUUGUGGAUCUAUUUAGUCGAGGGUGUUCAAAAAUCUCCCCUUCGAGAGGUCACCUGGGUAUUCGAAGACACAAACGUUCAGGACUUCUGGUUUGGACUUUAUGCUGCGAAACCAUCGAACGAAGGAGAGGAGUUGAUCGUCAACUUCGGUCAUCUGAUAAUCGACUUGAAUGAGUGAUAGACAUGCUAUGGCCUCUCAUUUAAUGUAACCUGAUUUUGUCUAUAGACACCCGAUUGAAUUUUUUUCUUUUUGGUGGCACAAAUAUUGCUGCCAGGCAUGCAACAAAAUUAGUGAUACCUGCUCGAAU
This is a messenger RNA of Aspergillus homomorphus CBS 101889, 1210 nucleotides long. RefSeq lists its product as uncharacterized. Bases 490 to 1080 code for a protein of 196 amino acids. The record is from RefSeq and is a predicted model, not a curated record. NCBI's taxonomy places the organism in Eukaryota, Fungi, Ascomycota, Eurotiomycetes, Eurotiales, Aspergillaceae. The transcript has a single exon.